Messenger RNA from Monoraphidium neglectum, 693 nucleotides. RefSeq lists its product as hypothetical. NCBI's taxonomy places the organism in Eukaryota, Viridiplantae, Chlorophyta, Chlorophyceae, Sphaeropleales, Selenastraceae. Gene Ontology annotation, molecular function: gamma-tubulin binding. The transcript has 7 exons. The annotation marks the transcript as partial. The record is from RefSeq and is a predicted model, not a curated record.
GUGGAGGUUGAGAGGGAGCUCCCCAAGUUCCGCGCCCCGGCGCGCGCCGCGCUGGAGCGGCUGCUGCGGUCGUGCCUGCGGCUGCGCGCCGACAUGGGGCACUUUGCCACCAACAUGAGGACCUACGUGACGUACGAGGUGCUGGAAGGCGCGUGGCGUGAGUUCCAGGGUGCGGCCGCGUCCUGCUGCGACAUGGACGCCCUCAUAUCGCGCCACGAGGCCUUCUUGGCCGCCCUGCUGGGGCGCGCGCUGCUGGACGACUCGUCGGCGCAGGUGCGGUCCACCCUCAACGGGGUUUUGGCCAACAUGCUGGGUCUGGCCCCCCUGGUGGGGCGGCUCAAUGAUGAGGUCAAAGCGUCCCUCCUCUGGAUGGAGGACCGCGCCCGUGAGGCCGCCGCCAACACGGCCGCGGGGCGCUGGGGGGCCGUGGACUCUGACGCGGCCGCGCGGCGUGAUGAGGAGGUGGACCCCGCCCUGGUGGAGGAAUUGGAGGGGGUGGCGGGGCAGCUGGAGGCGGCGCACCUGGCCGGCGUGAGGCGCCUCACAGAGCAGCUCUCCGACGAGCGCCAGGGCGGCGUCGCCCACGCCUUCAACGAGGUGCGCUACCUGCUCUGCCGCCUGGACCGCGCGUUCUACGAGAGGCAGGCCGGCGCGAUGGACGGCGGCUUCCUGGAGGUGGACGCACCCAGCUGA